Messenger RNA from Triplophysa rosa, 1578 nucleotides. RefSeq names its product aminolevulinate dehydratase (gene alad). The record is from RefSeq and is a predicted model, not a curated record. Gene Ontology annotation, cellular component: cytosol. The transcript is spliced from 12 exons. Gene Ontology annotation, biological process: heme biosynthetic process. The coding region runs from base 201 to 1196 and encodes 331 amino acids. NCBI's taxonomy places the organism in Eukaryota, Metazoa, Chordata, Actinopteri, Cypriniformes, Nemacheilidae. Gene Ontology annotation, molecular function: zinc ion binding; porphobilinogen synthase activity.
CGCGGUUAUUUGAGCCACCAUGCGCCCCCUAGAGGAAUAUUAUAUUCUUCUCAUAUUCACAGUUGUUUGCUAGCAACAUUUCCACCCAAUGAAUGAAACCCACAUGCUUCUAUCUGAGUUUCAAGAAUUAUCACUCCACUUAGCUAGGUAACGUAAUCUAAGUUACAGCUUCCGAUACACAGUGACGAACCACAAAGACAAUGACACAGCCAGCAGACUCUGUUCUACACAGCGGUUAUUUCCAUCCAACUCUCCGAUACUGGCAGACCUGCGCUUCAGACCUCAGACCGGAUAACCUCAUAUAUCCAAUUUUCAUUACUGACAGCCCUGAUGCAGUGGAACCAAUUGCAAGUCUACCUGGUCAGGCAAGAUAUGGUGUUAAUAAGCUAGAACGUGUACUUCGUCCCCUUGUGGAAAAAGGCCUGAAGUGUGUGCUGAUCUUCGGAGUUCCUGCUAAAGUUGAAAAGGACGAGAGAGGCUCUGGUGCAGACACAGAUGACACUCCAGCAGUGCUGGCUGUGAAGAAACUGAGGAGCACGUUCCCUGAUCUAGUGUUGGCCUGUGAUGUGUGCCUUUGCCCCUAUACUUCUCAUGGCCACUGUGGAAUUCUGCGUGAAGAUGGAACACUGGAUAAUGCCCAAAGCUGUAUGAGGUUGGCAGAAGUAGCGCUGGCCUAUGCUCGAGCAGGCUGCCACAUCAUUGCCCCUUCAGAUAUGAUGGAUGGGCGAAUUGCAUCCAUUAAGCAAGCGCUCAUAUCCAAUGAUUUUGGAAACAAGGUGUCAGUGCUAAGCUACAGUGCUAAAUUUGCCUCCUGCUACUAUGGACCAUUCAGGGAUGCUGCCCAGUCUAAACCUGCGUUUGGAGACAGGCGAUGCUAUCAGCUGCCCCCCGGUGCCAGAGGAUUAGCACUAAGGGCUUGUGACCGAGAUGUGAAAGAAGGGGCUGAUAUGCUGAUGGUGAAACCUGGAUUACCUUACCUUGAUAUAGUGAGGGAGGUCAAAAAUAAGCAUCCUACUCACCCGCUGGCAGUGUAUAAUGUAUCAGGUGAGUUUGCCAUGCUAUGGCAUGGAGCUCAAGCCGGAGCUUUUGACCUGCGAACCGCGGUUAUGGAGUCUAUGACUGCCUUCCGUCGAGCAGGAGCUGACAUCAUUAUCACCUACUACACCCCACAACUGCUCACAUGGUUAACUGAGUAACAGUCGAUUAACCUGUGUGAAUGAACUCGGAUCAGAGCACAUCGAUGAGGCUGAUUUUCAAAUAUCUUAGGACUUGAAGCAAAACUGACAACCAGAUAAUAACCUAUGUUUUGUAUUCAUGUAUCAUGUUAUAGAAAUUCAGAAAGCUCUCAAAUUAUGUCAACGUUUAGUUAUAUUCAUUUGUUUGGUUUCUGGUCAUUAAUUUAGUCAUUUGUGUUAUGUACACCACAUAUGUUAUCAUUUUCCUUUAACACUGCAGAAACACUGAAAAGGGACCCUGGGUUUAUCGUUACCGCUGUUUAGCUCUAUAUGAAUGUACUGGUAAUUCCAAUGACAGUGGAUGCCUUGUUGUUAUCUAUAAACCAGAAUAAAGCUAGAUUCA